Molecule: messenger RNA, 1186 nt
Organism: Haliotis rubra (blacklip abalone)
Lineage: Eukaryota; Metazoa; Mollusca; Gastropoda; Lepetellida; Haliotidae
Product: annexin C1-like
Exons: 3
Coding region: 100-603 (167 amino acids)
Source: RefSeq, a predicted model, not a curated record
AUGACAGGGAAUGUUUUCAUUCGGUGAUGCUUGGAAAAAACAGAGAUUGGCAUUUGUUUUGAAAAAAAUUGAAGUUAUGAGAUCUCGUCUUUGAAAGAUAUGUCUGACAAUCAAGGCCCCCCUCCUUCGUAUGAUGAGGCACAGGCGUACCCUCAGUAUGAUGCCUCAGGACAGAUGUCCAAUCUGGGACCACCUCUCUCACAGACAGGCUCCAUCUUCACCUACAACACUGACACAGCCACCCCACCAGGUGCAUACUCCUCCCAGCCAGCUGGACCCCCUCCAAUCACAGGAAUACCCCCCAGGCGACCAGGUGCCCCCCCUCCUGAGUAUGUAGGUAGGGCCAAGCAGUACGCUGCAAAGACUCAAACCUACGGUGCACAGUUUGGAGGUUUUGCAGGUCCACCUGAAGCACAGUAUGGAUCUGCAGCAGCAGGGUAUAGCACGAUGUCCACGACCUAUGGCCCAGGUCCCACAGCAGCCUGCUGUAGCAGGGUACCAGCCCUCAGGCCCAUACGCCCACCCCACAAACGCCACAGCAAGCGGGGUGGUGUACAACCCCUCCCAGGGUACUGUACAGACAGUGAUGCCUGCUGGAUAUAACACUACCCCUCUGGCUUAUGAUCAUAGAACUGUGAACCACCCCGAAGCACGGAGGCAUCGAAAGAUCGCCCUCAUUGUCAUCUGCCUCAUCAUUCUUUUUAUAGUCCUCACCACCACCUUCUUCGGGAUCUUCCUCUAGUCUGUACUCCUGGCUAGGCCUACAAAAAAUAUGUGUCUUUCUGGUUUCUGGCAACUGUAGUUUAUGCCUCUGACCCUAAACCUUUUCACCCUUGAGUUGGACCAUAGCUUUUAUCACUGUCCUAUAUUUAGUGUGCGUUUGUUGUGCUUCCAGUCAUUAUCUACAUUUGAAAACUGUGAUUACAUAAUGCAGCUGGUUGAAUUUCCAAGAAUAUUAAUCAAUAAAUAAAUAUAAUUUUGCUACAAUAUGAAAUAAGGAAAACACAUAUUUUUGUUUAAGAAUAUGUCAUUUCAUCAUUUGUUGAUGGAGGAAAUAGAUGAAUGUUAUUUUACCAACUUUGUCCAGGGCACAAUAUUUAGUUGAUUAGUUGUGCCCUAUGAAUCAUUGAAUGUAGGUGGGCAACAAGAAGAAUACUUUAGAUAAUUGAAAACUAUCAUAUUGGGC